Messenger RNA from Diaporthe batatas, 1314 nucleotides. RefSeq lists its product as uncharacterized. NCBI's taxonomy places the organism in Eukaryota, Fungi, Ascomycota, Sordariomycetes, Diaporthales, Diaporthaceae. Bases 268 to 1221 code for a protein of 317 amino acids. The record is from RefSeq and is a predicted model, not a curated record. Gene Ontology annotation, molecular function: hydrolase activity, acting on carbon-nitrogen (but not peptide) bonds. Gene Ontology annotation, biological process: carbohydrate metabolic process. The transcript is spliced from 6 exons.
CGCCGGGCGGCAGCAUAUCAUGUACUCCGCAUCGUCCUGUGCUCCGGACUGUGGUAGCGCGUCAUUAGUGAGAGCCAGUCCGUCCAGUCGCUUUCGGAAACGAACCCCACUACAAGCAUCCCUGUGCCUAGCUGAUCCCCCUCCUCGUACCGGCCACCCGACCAACGCUGGCUGAGUACAUCAACAAAAAAGAGUCAGCAGCAUCGUGUGCAUCAUCCAGGCCUGCGUGUGCCUGUAGCUAAGACAGUAUCUCAUCCAAGAACCACAAUGGGCAAGAAAGAAGUAUUGGUUUGUUAUGGCGUAGAUAUCGACGCAGUGGCCGGGUGGCUUGGGUCCUAUGGAGGUGAGGACAGCACCAGCGACAUCAGCCGGGGGCUUUGGGCCGGGACAAUUGGGACUCGAAGACUUCUGAAGUUGUUCGAGAAGUACAAUAUCAAAGCCUCCUGGUUCAUCCCCGGCCACUCAUUGGAGACAUUUCCAGAGGAGUGUGCCAUGGUCCGCGACGCGGGUCAUGAGAUUGGUCUUCACGGCUAUAGUCAUGAGAACCCCGUCGAUAUGACCCUCGAGCAGCAGAGAGACGUGUUGGAUAAGACCUGGAAGAUGCUGACAGACUUCUGCGGCAAGCCGCCUCGUGGCUCCGUUGCUCCCUGGUGGGAAACCAGCAAGGAGGGUACCGAGCUCAUGCUCAGCUAUGGCAUUGAGUAUGACCACUCCAUGUCGCACCAUGACUGUCAAGCGUAUUGGCUCCGCACAGGGGAUUCUUGGACCAAAAUUGAUUACUCGAAGAAGGCCGAGGAAUGGAUGAAGCCACUGGUGAAGGGGCAAGAGACGGGGCUUGUUGAAAUCCCCGGUUCUUGGUAUAUCGAUGAUCUGCCUCCAAUGAUGUUCAUCAAAGGAAAUGCGAACUCUCACGGAUGGGUAAACCCUAGAGACGUUGAAGAUAUUUGGAAGGAUCACUUCGACUACUUCUACCGAGAAUACGACGAAUUCAUCUUCCCCAUGACCAUCCACCCUGAUGUGUCUGGCCGUCCACACGUCUUGCUCAUGCACGAGCGCAUAAUUGAGCAUAUCAACAAACACGAGGGUGUAAGAUGGGUGACCAUGGCCGAGAUGUGCGACCACUUCAAGAGCAAGAACACACCAGCACCAGGUGCUCUGAUGCCUGCUGAUGCACAAGAGGUAAUGCGAAAGUAUCAUGAGGCCAAGAACAAAAAGUCGUAACUCUAGACAAGAUAGUGUUUUGAUGAAAGCCUUGGAAGCAAGACCCAUAUUGAGGAGCCGCCUGUUUGAUGUUUAUGACACGUAUCAAUCGAC